Amphimedon queenslandica is the source of this 2072-nucleotide messenger RNA. Its product is annotated as leucine-rich repeat-containing protein 15-like. NCBI's taxonomy places the organism in Eukaryota, Metazoa, Porifera, Demospongiae, Haplosclerida, Niphatidae. The transcript is spliced from 18 exons. Gene Ontology annotation, molecular function: protein binding. The coding region runs from base 51 to 1961 and encodes 636 amino acids. The record is from RefSeq and is a predicted model, not a curated record.
UUUUUUGCCUCACCAUUCAUUUUAUAGUUUGUUUUACUUUAUUUUUGAUUAUGAUGAUAAAACCUGCUAUCUCUCUUAUACUUGUUUUCCUGGUCGUUGGACUGUAUGCUUCAAGUGAUGGGAAUAGCUCUAGCUUUAAUACUACAAUAGACUGCGGCUCUUGUCCAGCUAGCUGUAACUGUGAUGUAGAAGGGUCCAUCCAUUGCACUGAAAAAGGUCUUACUGCAAUUCCUCCUGGACUGAUAUACUGCGAAAGACCUCAUGUGACAAUUCUUAAUGUUAGUUUUAAUUUGAUACAAAAUAUCUCUGUUGAUGAUUUCAAUGGACUGCCAAACCUAGAGAGAUUGUUUCUUUAUGACAAUCUCAUUGAUGAUAUUGAAGACUAUGCAUUUUUUGAUCUAAGCUCAUUGGAAUUACUGUCCCUUGAUGGAAACAGAUUAACUACACUUAAACCUAAUGUCUUUAUGGGAUUGACUGGCUUGAAAUCAUUGCUAUUGUAUUCCAAUUCGAUAUCAAGUCUACCUGUUGGAGUGUUUGAUGAUUUGAAUUCUCUCAUUGUGCUUGCGCUUCAUAAUAAUCGUUUGACUAGCCUGGAUCCUCAAUUGUUUGCAUAUUUACCCAAUCUUCAAAGGCUCUAUCUUUAUGGAAAUAGUAUAAGAGACUUGUCUGACUCUCCCUUUCAGCACCUGAGCAAGCUUACCCUUUUAUAUUUUAGCAGCAAUAAUAUCAUUGAGCUGACUAAUGCUAGUCUAGCUGGUUUGAAUGGCCUACGAACUCUUGUUCUCAGAACCAAUCAGAUAAGGACCUUGUCUCAUGAUGUUUUCAUUCACACUCCUUCCCUCACUUCAUUGUAUUUAGACAGCAAUCGAAUCAGAAGGAUUUCAAGUGAUGUGUUCUCACCAUUGACUCGAUUACAGAGACUAGUGCUGUCAAAUAAUUUAAUUGAAGUGGUUGAAGAUCGUGCAUUCUCUGAGCUACGGUCACUUGUAUUCCUUUAUCUUCGGACUAAUCGGUUGCAAAUUAUCACAGAGAAAACUUUUCAUGGGCUUUUUAAUAUGCAACAACUGAUUAUGUAUGAUAAUUUGAUUACAUCAAUACCGGGAAAUGCUUUUAGACAAGCAGUAAACUUGAGAAGAUUGGCACUGGAGGAGGAUCAUUCUUCAUUCUGUACUAAUAAAAGUGUUGAUAAUUGUGGCAACACUGACACUGAAGGAUUGCUAGUAUUAAAGAACAUUGCAGCUGCUGAUCAAGGAAUAUACAUGUGCACAGCUACACUUGAUAAUGUCACUAGCUCUGUGAUUCGACAAAUUCAAAUUGGAGAGCCUCCUGUGAUUGAGAAGAGUCCUACUAGUGUGGUUGCUCGUGAUCCUCCAUCUUAUAUUGUUUUUGAAGCAGCAGCAAGAGGGAACCCACCACCAGUACUGAAAUGGUAUCACAACUCAAAUGAAAUUGACUUCAAAAAUACCACAAAGAUGUAUUUGACCAGUACUGGGUCAUUGAUCAUAUUAGGUCCUCAGUUUGAGGAUAAUGGUCAAUAUAAAGUAGUGGCAGACAAUGGAGCUGGAUCAGUAGAAGCAGCUGCCAGUCUUACAAUAUACUUCAGGUCAGCCUGCAAUAGAGGGUCUGGUUGCUCUAAUGAUGGACAGUGUCUCCCAGUACAUUACUGCAGGUGUCCUGAUGGAUAUUCUGGUGAUGGAUGUGAGGAAAGUCAGGAAACACCUCCUUCUACAACCCCUACUACACCUCUUCCUAGUUCUGGUGAUUAUUAUUCAGGUGACUAUUAUUACUAUUCUGGUGACUAUUACUAUUCUGGUGAUAAUGAUGAUGAUUAUAAAAGAAAGAAAAGAGGUGUUGCUUAUUCACAGUAUGAUUAUGAUUUUAUUGACACAUCAGUAUCAUCAAGUCAUAAGAAAACUUUGGGCAAACAACGAAGAAACAAAAAUAAAUUUAAAAAGACUUAGAAACUUGAUAAAGCAAAAUUUGCAAUAAAAAUAAAGGACAAUAUGACUUCAGCAUACUAGAUACAUUGUUUGAUUAAUUUUUAUUAAAAAAAUAAUUCAUUUCUAAAACUA